CUUCUGCGCGACGUCGACUUUCCACUAAGAUUGCGGGCCGCGUCGAGUAACGUCAUUGGAGCUUCUCUGCGCGCCUUUGCGUCGCUCCUGGCGGGAGCGGGAAGCAGAUUCGGAUUUCCGCGCCUCAGACCGGUUGAGCUGACUUCUUGGCGCUGGUCGCUCCUGCGGUUUCUGCCGCUGAGCGGCCUCUCAAGCUCCAUCUCGCGCACCCUGCCGCCUCCUAGGCCCCGCCGGCGCCCCAGCUGCGUCUAGAGUCCCUCGGCGCCUCAGCCUCCAGCGGCGAUGCAUGUGAUCAAGCGAGAUGGCCGCCAAGAGCGGGUUAUGUUUGACAAAAUUACUUCUCGAAUCCAGAAGCUUUGUUAUGGACUCAAUAUGGACUUUGUUGAUCCUGCUCAGAUCACCAUGAAAGUUAUCCAGGGCUUAUAUAGUGGGGUUACCACUGUGGAACUGGAUACAUUGGCUGCUGAAACAGCUGCCACCCUGACUACUAAGCACCCUGACUAUGCCAUCCUGGCAGCAAGGAUUGCUGUCUCCAACUUGCACAAAGAAACAAAGAAAGUGUUCAGUGAUGUCAUGGAAGACCUGUUUAAUUACAUAAAUCCACAUAAUGGGAAACACUCUCCUAUGGUGGCCAAGUCAACACUGGACGUCGUUGUGGCUAACAAAGAUCGCCUGAAUUCUGCCAUUAUUUAUGACCGAGAUUUCUCUUACAACUACUUUGGCUUUAAAACAUUGGAACGAUCUUACUUGUUGAAGAUCAAUGGAAAAGUGGCUGAAAGACCACAACACAUGUUGAUGAGGGUUUCAGUGGGAAUUCACAAAGAAGAUAUUGAUGCUGCUAUUGAAACAUACAACCUUCUCUCUGAGAAGUGGUUCACCCAUGCCUCCCCUACUCUCUUUAAUGCUGGUACGAACCGCCCACAACUUUCCAGCUGUUUCCUUCUCAGCAUGAAAGAUGAUAGCAUAGAAGGUAUUUAUGACACUCUAAAGCAGUGUGCGCUGAUUUCCAAGUCUGCUGGGGGAAUUGGUGUUGCUGUGAGUUGUAUUCGAGCUACUGGCAGCUACAUUGCGGGGACAAACGGCAAUUCCAAUGGCCUUGUGCCAAUGCUGAGAGUAUAUAACAACACAGCUCGUUAUGUAGAUCAAGGUGGAAACAAGCGACCUGGGGCCUUUGCUAUUUAUCUGGAACCAUGGCAUUUAGACAUCUUUGAGUUCCUUGACUUAAAGAAAAAUACAGGAAAGGAAGAGCAGCGGGCCAGGGACCUCUUCUUUGCCCUUUGGAUCCCGGAUCUCUUUAUGAAACGAGUGGAGACUAAUCAGGACUGGUCUUUGAUGUGUCCAAAUGAGUGUCCUGGUCUGGAUGAAGUUUGGGGAGAAGAAUUUGAAAAGCUGUAUGAAAGUUAUGAGAAACAGGGUCGUGUCCGAAAAGUUGUAAAAGCUCAGCAGCUCUGGUACGCCGUCAUCGAGUCUCAGACGGAGACGGGCACCCCCUACAUGCUCUACAAAGAUUCUUGCAAUCGGAAGAGCAACCAGCAGAACCUGGGAACCAUCAAAUGCAGCAAUCUGUGCACAGAAGUUGUAGAGUACACCAGCAAAGAUGAGGUUGCAGUUUGUAACUUAGCUUCUCUGGCCCUGAAUAUGUAUGUUACGUCAGAGCAUACAUACGACUUUAAGAAGCUGGCUGAAGUCACCAAAGUCAUUGUCAGGAACUUGAAUAAAAUUAUUGAUAUUAACUACUACCCUGUCCCAGAGGCAUGUUUGUCAAAUAAACGUCACCGCCCCAUUGGAAUCGGGGUACAAGGUUUGGCAGAUGCUUUUAUUCUCAUGCGGUAUCCUUUUGAAAGUCCAGAGGCCCAGUUACUGAAUAAACAAAUCUUUGAAACCAUUUAUUAUGGAGCCUUGGAAGCCAGCUGUGAACUUGCCAAGGAGCUGGGCCCAUAUGAAACCUAUGGGGGCUCUCCAGUUAGCAAAGGAAUCCUUCAGUAUGAUAUGUGGAAUGUGACUCCCACAGACCUAUGGGACUGGAAAAUUCUCAAGGAGAAAAUUGCAAAAUAUGGAGUAAGGAACAGUUUACUUAUUGCUCCGAUGCCUACUGCUUCAACUGCUCAGAUUCUGGGAAAUAAUGAGUCUAUUGAACCUUAUACCAGCAAUAUCUACACUCGUAGAGUCUUAUCGGGAGAAUUUCAGAUUGUAAACCCUCACUUACUGAAGGAUCUUACUGAGCGGGGCUUAUGGAAUGAAGAGAUGAAAAACCAAAUUAUUGCGUGUAAUGGAUCCAUCCAGAGCAUACCAGAAAUUCCAGAUGAUCUGAAGCAACUGUAUAAGACUGUGUGGGAAAUCUCUCAGAAAACAGUUCUCAAGAUGGCGGCUGAGAGAGGUGCUUUCAUUGAUCAAAGCCAGUCAUUGAAUAUCCACAUCGCUGAGCCUAACUACGGCAAGCUCACUAGUAUGCACUUCUACGGCUGGAAGCAGGGUUUGAAGACUGGAAUGUACUAUUUAAGGACAAGACCAGCAGCUAAUCCCAUCCAAUUCACUCUAAAUAAGGAGAAGCUGAAAGAUAAGGAGAAGGCAUCAAAAGAGGAAGAAGAGAAGGAGAGGAAUACAGCAGCUAUGGUGUGCUCUUUGGAGAAUAGAGAGGAGUGUCUGAUGUGUGGAUCUUGAGGAUAAACUUAGGAGGGACCAGCAGUUCUUUGUAAAACAAACCUUGCGAAUAAGGAAUGAUGAGGUGCUUCUCUGGCACUUUUUAUGAUGACCACAGUUUUGCUGGUUUAAUAAGAAGCAAAAUUGAGUUGUAGCCAUGACAAGUGCCAAUGGGACCUUUAUGCAUAAGGUCCUAUUCUGAAAUAAAGACAGACCUGCCUAUG
Molecule: messenger RNA, 2864 nt
Organism: Erinaceus europaeus (western European hedgehog)
Lineage: Eukaryota; Metazoa; Chordata; Mammalia; Eulipotyphla; Erinaceidae
Gene: RRM1
Product: ribonucleotide reductase catalytic subunit M1
Exons: 19
Coding region: 283-2661 (792 amino acids)
Biological process (GO): DNA replication; deoxyribonucleotide biosynthetic process
Cellular component (GO): ribonucleoside-diphosphate reductase complex
Molecular function (GO): ribonucleoside-diphosphate reductase activity, thioredoxin disulfide as acceptor; ATP binding
Source: RefSeq, a predicted model, not a curated record